AUGUCGUCUGCUUCUUUAACAGCUUUCGAGCGGCCAAGAGUCGGUUCUUCUAAUACGGUUUUCAAGAGUGGCCCACUUUUCAUUUCUUCAAAAGUGAUUUUCUUCAAUGAUGUAUAUAGGAUGCUUUGCAUCUACCUUGAGAACUGGAUGUUUGAGUGCCAUUGCAUAUUAGGAAUAGGCUGGAAGUCAUGGAAGAAGCGGUGGUUUAUCCUCACACGCACUUCUUUGGUGUUCUUCAAAAAUGACCCUAGCGCUCUACCACAAAGAGGUGGGGAAGUAAAUCUUACUUUGGGGGGUAUUGAUUUGAACAAUUCUGGAAGUGUUGUUGUUAGAGAAGAUAAAAAAUUGUUAACUGUCCUGUUUCCUGAUGGACGUGAUGGCCGAGCUUUCACCCUUAAGGCUGAGACAUCAGAGGAUUUGUAUGAGUGGAAGACAGCCCUUGAACAUGCCCUUGCACAAGCACCAAGUGCUGCCCUUGUAAUGGGACACAAUGGGAUAUUCCGAAGUGACACAAAUGAAGCUAUUGAAGGGUCUUUCCAUCAAUGGAGGGAUAAACGUCCUGUUAAGUCAUUGGUUGUUGGAAGACCCAUUUUACUUGCCCUUGAAGAUAUUGAUGGUGGUCCAUCAUUCCUUGAGAAAGCUCUCCAAUUUCUUGAGAAGUUUGGAACUAAAGUUGAAGGAAUCUUACGUCAGGCUGCGGAUGUUGAGGAAGUUGACCACAGAGUUCAAGAAUAUGAACAAGGCAAGACUGAAUUUGAACCAGAUGAGGAUGCUCAUGUUGUUGGUGAUUGUGUGAAGCAUGUUCUAAGGGAACUGCCCUCCUCUCCAGUUCCUGCAUCUUGCUGCACUGCAUUGCUGGAGGCUUACAAAAUUGAUCGGAAGGAAGCUCGGAUUAAUGCAAUGCGUUCUGCAAUAGUGGAGACAUUUCCGGAACCAAAUCGGCGCUUAUUACAGAGAAUUCUGAAGAUGAUGCACACAAUCUCUUCCCAUGCUCAAGAAAAUCGAAUGAAUCAAUCUGCUGUUGCUGCUUGCAUGGCACCCUUGCUCCUGCGUCCUCUAUUAGCUGGUGAAUGUGAGUUGGAGGAUGACUUUGAUGUUAAUGGUGAUAAUUCUGCUCAGCUGCUUGCUGCUGCAAAUGCUGCUAAUAAUGCUCAAGCCAUCAUUGCAACACUUCUGGAGGAGUAUGAAAAUAUUUUUGAUGAUGAAAAUCUACACAGGUGCUCUAUUUCAGCUGAUUCCCGGAUAGAAAACAGUGGUACUGAUGAUUCAACUGAUGAUGAAAAUAUGGACAUGAAAGAUAAUGGUUAUCACGAUGCAGAAAAUGAAGUUGAUCAAGAUACAGAUGAUGACCCUGAACGUGUACUCAGUGGAAAAUUAAGUGAAAGCAGCGGUUCUGCUGGCAGUGAUCUCUACGAUUAUAAGGAUUUAAUGUGGGGAGUGAUGAGUGCUAAUGUCCUAAAUUUCAUCGCCAUGAUUGUUUGCCAUGUCAUUGCAGUAUAUUUGUUUGAAUGGCAUCAACGCACGUUAGACAAUAAGCACUUCAAAGGGUUGGUGGUUAAGGAUGCGCAAAUGAAGGUUCUUGAAUUUGAGUUGGUUUUAUUGCAGUGGGACAGUUGCAUUUGCAUGAAUAUUUGGGAUUUAUGCAUUCGGCAUCUGCCUUAUGCCUAUAAAGCUUUUGGCGGUGAUGAUUCAGAUGUUGGAUCACCAAGAACCAAUAAUGGUCCAGCUGAGAGUUCAAAUAUGUCUGUUGAUCCUGUACAAACAAUAGAUUCCAAAGGUCAAUUCAUAGAACAACAAAGUAAACCAAAGAAAGGAAAUGAAAAUUCAACAAGUGAGAUGGAUGUUUCAGUUGUGUUACCGACUGGUGAAUCUUACCGAUCAAUGGGUGAAAUUCUAUCCUCAGUGGAUCCUGUGUCUCCCAUACCCAUAUCUGGAGUGGAAUCAUCUGCUGAGAAAUCAGUGGGUAAAGUUGCAGCCUCCAAUCUCAAUGGGAAGCGAUCAACAUUCUGGGGAAGAAGUAGUGGAUCAAGCACUGCAAGUUCAACUCAACGGGCAAAUGAAUGCAAAGCAGGGACAAACAUCAAAGGCUUACACAAUAUGACUGCCAGAAAGACACCAUCAAUGGAAUCAGUGGAUUCUUCUGGAGAAGAGGAGCUUGCUAUUCAGAGGCUUGAGAUCACAAAGAAUGACUUGAGGCACAGAAUUGCAAAGGAGGCUCGUGGAAAUGCAAUUUUACAAGCUAGCUUAGAGAGGAGAAAGCAAGCUUUGCAUGAGCGUCGCUUGGCACUUGAACAAGAUGUUGCAAGAUUGCAAGAGCAGCUGCAAGCUGAAAGAGAUCUCAGAGCUGCAUUGGAAGUUGGUUUGAGCAUGUCUUCUGGACAGUUCUCCAGUUCUCGUGGCAUGGAUUCUAAAACAAGGGCUGAGCUUGAGGAGAUUGCUCUUGCCGAAGCAGAUGUCGCCAGGUUGAAGCAAAAAGUUGCAGAGCUUCACCAUCAACUUAAUCAGCAAAGACAGCAUCACUAUGGUUCCCUCUCGGAUGCAAGUGACCGUUAUCAGCAUGAGGGUUCUUUGGGGACCGAUUGGAGGCAUAUUAAAGGAGCAGGGUUAGCAACUGGAAGCAGCAGCAGGCAGCCUCCUCGAAAGCAAUUUAUGGAAUUAACGAGUCUUAGUGACUCAAAAAGUACCGAGGCAUCAACAAAUAUGUCCAUGGAUGAGCUUUGCGGUGUUGAUUCUGUUCCCUCCACUUCCAGAGCAGUAGAGGUGAUGGACUAUCCAAGACAUCCAUCAACAGCAUCUUCAGCUUUGGUAGAAUUAACAACUCGGCUGGAUUUCUUCAAGGAAAGGCGUUCUCAGCUGAUGGAACAACUCCACAACCUUGAUCUGAACUAUGGCACAACUUCUUCACAAGAUUUUAUUUACAGACCAUCAUCCCCUCCAUGGAACUGA
Molecule: messenger RNA, 2946 nt
Organism: Dovyalis caffra
Lineage: Eukaryota; Viridiplantae; Streptophyta; Magnoliopsida; Malpighiales; Salicaceae
Source: the annotation of a GenBank genome assembly